This is a messenger RNA of Hevea brasiliensis (rubber tree), 1014 nucleotides long. Its product is annotated as non-specific lipid transfer protein GPI-anchored 15-like. Gene Ontology annotation, molecular function: lipid binding. NCBI's taxonomy places the organism in Eukaryota, Viridiplantae, Streptophyta, Magnoliopsida, Malpighiales, Euphorbiaceae. The coding region runs from base 1 to 1014 and encodes 337 amino acids. Gene Ontology annotation, biological process: lipid transport. The transcript is spliced from 4 exons. The record is from RefSeq and is a predicted model, not a curated record.
AUGGAGAAAGAAGUAGAUUCUGUGACCUUGCCCUUGAAUCGUUUGAAGAGCCAUUGGGAUGAGCUCUUAACGUAUUUUCCUUUACCUGCUUGCUCAUGUGUGGUAAAACAACAUAUUCUUUCCUUUUAUGACCAACAACAAUUUACACAAUUCUUAAUUGGAAUCCAUGACUCAUAUAGUGCUGUGAGAAGUCAUAUUCUCCUAAUGGAUCCAUUGCCUAGUGUGACAAAAGCUUAUUCUCUUGUGUUACAAGAAGAAACUCAGAGAGGUCUUCAAGCCUUGCUACCCACUCCAAUAGAAGUUGCAGCCUUAGUUGCAACACAUAAUUUUACUAAUGUAUCUCUUCCUCACCACUCUUUAUUUUGUAGUCACUGUAAGAGAGAGGGGCACACAAAGGCUACUUGUUUUAAGCUUAAUGGCUACCCAGCAAAUUACAAAGGGUGCAACAAAUCAAAUAAUCAUCAUGCGCUUGACAUGUGUGUUCUUCUGGUUCUUUUGAUGAUGCUUUGUCAUAGAGCCACUGCUCAAUCAGGCUGCACCAGUGCGUUAGUAGGCUUAGCCCCAUGCCUAAGUUAUGUCACAGGAAAUUCCUCAACCCCAUCAUCUUCCUGCUGCUCCCAGCUUGCUUCUGUUGUUCAAUCUCAGCCGCAGUGUCUCUGCGCAAUGCUUAAUGGUGGUGGGUCAUCACUGGGCAUUACCAUUAACCAAACCCAAGCUCUGUCACUCCCUGAAGCUUGCAAUGUGCAAACACCACCAGUUAGCCAGUGCAAUGCCAAUAAUAGUCCCGCAAUUCCACCGAUAGGUUCUCCAGUGAGUCCUCCAUCAGAUUCUUCGGAUGAUACUCCAAAAACUCCAAAUACAUCAUCACUGCCAAGCAUUCCCGCAGGAAGUGGUUCUAAGACAGUUCCAACAGCAGGUGGCACUUCAGCUGCAAGCCUGGCAAGAAUGCAACUUCACCUCACCAUAUUUAUCAUUUUCAUUGCUUCAUGCAUUUCAAAUGGCAAUAGAUUCUAA